Aspergillus heteromorphus CBS 117.55 is the source of this 928-nucleotide messenger RNA. RefSeq lists its product as uncharacterized. NCBI's taxonomy places the organism in Eukaryota, Fungi, Ascomycota, Eurotiomycetes, Eurotiales, Aspergillaceae. The coding region runs from base 193 to 666 and encodes 157 amino acids. The transcript has a single exon. The record is from RefSeq and is a predicted model, not a curated record.
UCGGUCCUUCGGUCUGCCUGCGUAUCAGCUGGUCAUCACGGCACAUGUAUGCCUCAGGUGUCUAUCUUGAGGGCCUAGAUGGGCCCGCGGCCGAGCUGGAGGCUCGACGACUGCGGAGUACGAGGACGGGGAUUACCACCUGAUCAUCUGUUUACUAUGUACUGAUCACUGAGUACCGAUCGAAAGAGCUGGAUGGAGCUGGAUGGAGAUGGAGAUGAGAUGAAAUGGGCUGGGCUGGGCUGGACUGGGCUGCUGGGCUGCUGGGCUGGAGCUGCCCACUUGCGAUCACCCUACCUUCCUACCUACCUACCAGUACCCUGGUGGUUGUGGUUGUGGUUGGGUGGUUGUCUUACUGACUCCUGGUGGUACAGAGAGACAAGUCGAGAUCGUGGCCGGCCAGGGCAGAGCAGGGCAUGCGGUCAGUCGGUCUGGUGUGGUGGUCCCUGGCGUGUGCAGAAUCACCACCACCACCACCACCACCACCACCACCAGCUCAGUGGAACAGAGUACCUUACUAUCUAUCCACCUAGUGUAGAACCUACAGUAGUCCCCGUAUCUUACCCAUCACUCGGGAAACAGGUUGUCAAAGGAUCUACAGCGGGAUUGGCCUGGAAAAUCAAGUUUGGGGGCCGUCAGCGUGGCCGGCCGCGUGGUUUUCUCCCUUAGUUCUGGUUUCUUGGGUGCGGUGGUGAGCAGUACUAUCUAACAGUAGACUAGUUGAUUUGUUGGAUCUUAGACUGAACUGUCACGCCAGUAGCAAUCAAGUGUCAAUAAAUCAAUGUCAAUGGGACUCCAUGGACAAGGGGAUUGGCACCAGCGGACGGACGGACGCAUUGAUGAUGAUCGUCGACUUGGCUUGGGGGGGUGGAUAUCAUCGGGUUCGGAUAGGAAGGUUUUGGGCUACGGGCUGGCUGGGCCUGUCGUCUCC